AGCUGGGAGACGGAGCGAUCGCCUGGCGGACGGACGCGGGCGCUCGGCUUGUGCUCCGGGCCAGCUUCGGCGAGGCUCCGGGCUCGCAGCGCGCGGCUUCCCCGCCCGCUCGCGGCCACCUCGGCUCCGGCGGCCUCGGCGCGCAGAGGGCUGGAGGUGCGGGAGCCGCUCUCCGUCGGUCCGUCCCCGCGCGGCUCAGCCCGGGCCGCCGCGCUGCGGCCCCGAGCGGCGCCCCCGAGCCCCCCGCUCCCCGCCGGGCUGCUCCGAGCGACGGUGCUCCCGGGCUCCAAACUCGGGCUGCCGGGGCAAGUGUCUUCAUGAACCCAGAGGAUGUCCGGAAAGCACUACAAGGGUCCUGAAGUCAGUUGUUGCAUCAAAUAUUUCAUAUUUGGCUUCAAUGUCAUAUUUUGGUUUUUGGGAAUAGCAUUUCUUGGAAUUGGACUGUGGGCGUGGAAUGAAAAGGGGGUUCUGUCCAACAUCUCUUCCAUCACCGACCUUGGCGGCUUUGACCCGGUCUGGCUCUUCCUUGUGGUGGGAGGAGUGAUGUUCAUUCUGGGAUUUGCAGGGUGCAUUGGAGCUCUUCGGGAGAACACCUUCCUUCUCAAGUUCUUUUCUGUGUUCCUGGGAAUUAUUUUCUUCCUGGAGCUCACUGCCGGCGUUCUGGCAUUUGUUUUCAAAGACUGGAUCAAAGACCAGCUGUAUUUCUUUAUAAACAACAACAUCAGAGCAUACAGGGAUGACAUUGACUUGCAAAACCUCAUAGACUUCACCCAGGAAUAUUGGCAGUGCUGUGGGGCUUUUGGAGCUGAUGAUUGGAACCUAAAUAUUUACUUCAAUUGCACAGAUUCCAACGCAAGUCGAGAGCGAUGCGGCGUGCCGUUCUCCUGCUGCACUAAAGACCCCGCGGAAGAUGUCAUCAACACUCAGUGUGGCUAUGAUGCCAGGCAAAAACCAGAAGUUGAUCAGCAGAUUGUAAUCUACACGAAAGGCUGUGUGCCCCAGUUUGAGAAGUGGUUGCAGGACAAUUUAACCAUCGUGGCUGGUAUUUUCAUAGGCAUUGCAUUGCUGCAGAUUUUCGGGAUAUGCCUGGCCCAGAAUUUGGUUAGUGAUAUUGAAGCUGUCAGGGCUAGCUGGUAGAGCCCCUGCAACGGCUGCUGCAAGACACUGGACAGACCCAGCCUCCCUGACCCUCCGGCGUGCCCAGCUGAAUCCACGCUGCACAGACCCUAGUCGCAGAGGCAUCCUGCAAUCCCACCGGAUGGAGCUGCCAAGAACUUGUUGUUUGGGGGGUAAAACUGGGAAAUGCUGCUCACUGACAGAAUUAAAAAAAACAAAAACAAAAACCAGUAUGAAAGUUGUUGCGCCUGAAUCUCUACUGUAGCCAUGAAUUAUGGAUGGUUGGAUACUUACCAAAAAAGAGAAAGGGGAGGGAAGGGGGCCCAGAUGUUCUUGAAUUUGUGGAAAACACAGUCUUGUUCUCUACUUGGGUAACCGGAGGGCUGGAGAGGCAGCUGUGCCCUCCAUCACACCUUGAAGGGUCUGCCUUCUGCUCCAUGGCUAAAGAAGUACAUCUUUUCUAGAAUGCAGCCCCUUAGCUGAGGCUGUGGGGUGUGGGCCUCCCUUCUCUGUACAUUUCAAGGACCCGUCACAACUAUCAUCCCAAGAAGAAAGCAGCUUGUCCUUGGGUUCAGAUUCUGUGGUGGCAUUCAACAAGAAUGGGUGGGCACGUUUGGUGACUCCUGGAGUGUCUCCUCCUAAGAAGUUAUGUUCUCCGUAUGCGCUGAGCAAGGGCGUGGAGCACUUCACGAUGCUGAAUUUUAGCGGGACAGAUCAUUUUUCUAAGUAGGCUUGAGCUUUAUCAGUGAAAUCCGAGGAGAAAAUGAGGUUAAUGAGAGGUAUUAAUUAAAUACCCCUCACCCCACCAAACUAGUUGUUGGACUCGUUGGAAACUCUGGAAUACUCGGGUUUUGUUUUGUCUCCCAAAAGUGAAAGCUAUGAUACAGUUUCUCUUAAAUUUUAAAGUGUUUUCUUACUCAGCUCGAAUGUUACUUUUUUUUUGUAUACUCUCCCUGCAUGACCUGUGAAUCUGAAUCCACCAGCUCCUUUUCCUGCCAUCUUUCCUGCACACAGUUACAAGUGUUAUUUGGUCAGCGUUUGUUUCCUGGGUUCACAGCAUUGUGGCGUGUCCUCCCGGGUGGGGAGGGACCAACUGUGCUGUCGCAGCUGCUUCCAUGGACUCAACAGUCCCUUCAGCGCAUCCUCGUCGUGGCCUCUCCUGCAGCCUCCCCUCUUUCUCUUCAAAUGGAAUUAAACCUGGUUUUGAAACAGUGUUGACACAAUCAAACAGCUUCUCAUGGGUUUUUCCCCUUCUGAUUUUAGUUUGUUUUUAUUAAAAAAAAAAAGAAACGAGUGCAUGGCCCGAGCUCCUUCUGUUCUCCUAGUGCCGGCCCACCAUCAGGAUGCUAACAAAGCACAAGUACCCUGGAGGGGGGUGCACUGACGGGCAAGGUUCUGUGACACAAGGUGGGAGACCACUUCCAGGUGCUGCCACCCACCCCUGACCCCACUCCAGGUGGGAGGGACAGGUUUUGCCCCCAGAUUUUAAUCCAACGGGUGUCUGCCAGGAUGUCACUCUCCUGGGGAGCAGAUAUUAGUCUGUGGAAUGCUGGGAAAACCACAGGCAUAUUUUACGGUGAUGACACAUUUGCCAACACAUAACUGGGCGGUCAGCUAGCAUACUUUGUGGAAAUUUGGCAAGGUUUUCCAUUUCAGCCCCAUGUUGCAUUGCUGUGGCUGAUGAAUGUGUCAGUCUGCUCAGAGAAAGAACAAAAAUGCUUUGAAAAUCUCCAGAGUCUGGGUGUGUGUAUGACUCUGCCUGUGUGUAUUUUUGCGUCUGUGUAUAGUUAGAGAUGUUCAUUCCAUAUUCAUGCUGUAAGAUUAUUUCAUCUCUGCCCCCUCCCCAGUUGUCAUGCUGUCAUGUCAUCCCAACAUGGAGAAGACUUGAGCUCUCCGACUGGCACGCUUGUCUCUUGUUUGUUGCCUCAUUCUCCAGUGAACUCCACCUGACCAGUUGAUUCAGAAUCAGGCCAGAUUCCCACCCUUUGGGACAUCCCGUGAAAGGCCAAACGGCAAGUCCAAGCGAGUUUUAAACCUCACUCAAUCACCCUUUAUUUUUUACACUUGAGAGUGGUUGUAAUAAAGGCUGUCAUUAAUAAACUUGGUUCCUCCUUA
Molecule: messenger RNA, 3231 nt
Organism: Diceros bicornis minor
Lineage: Eukaryota; Metazoa; Chordata; Mammalia; Perissodactyla; Rhinocerotidae
Gene: TSPAN5
Product: tetraspanin 5
Exons: 8
Coding region: 331-1137 (268 amino acids)
Biological process (GO): protein maturation; regulation of vascular endothelial growth factor signaling pathway; protein localization to plasma membrane
Cellular component (GO): membrane
Source: RefSeq, a predicted model, not a curated record